AUAAGUCCAAAAAAAGAUAAAAUUAUAAAUGAUUUUGGUAACAAUUCAGUAGAAAUAAUAAGUCCAAAAAGUACAAAUAAAGUAAUUAGUCCUAAAUCCACAACUCAGAAUAAUUCAUUUCUUAAAAAUUGUACAGAAACAUUAAAAACGAAACAAUCGAAUACUUUAAGCCGUGUGCUAAAAGCAAGUAGUACUUUAUCAGCAAUUUCUAAACUUAACGAAUCUCUUGAAAUAAUUGAAAAAGAGAAACGUAAUAUACAAUCAGAUGAUGUAGAUAAUAAAAAAAUGUUCAAUAAUAUUGCGAAAAUUCCAUCCAAACCAACUAAAUCGAUUAUAUCAAACGAUGAUUCAAAACCUGGUAAAUCAACACAAGAUGAAGACUUUGAUUUCGAUGAAGAUUAUAGUCGUUUUGAUUGGGAUGAACCAAUUACUGAAGAGGAAAAAAUAAUGAAUAAUUCAGAGAGUUCAAUACCUGUAGAUGACGAUGGCUGGCAACAAUAUUGUAUAGAUGAUUUUGAUGAUGUGAUACCGAUGUCACAAGAGAUUAUGUCACAAGAAACCAAAACUAAUGAAACGGCAAAUACUGUGAUUCCUGUUAAAAAUGCCAAAAUUGAUACAAAUAAAAAAUUAUAUGCAAAUCCAAUGGGUGAUUUUCAGACAAAUGUUCAAAAUGAUGGAAUCACUGGUAUGUUUGAUGGAUUAAAUUAUCCACAUUCAGGCGUCUUAAUGGAACAAUUUCAUGAAAAAUUUGGUCUUCAAACAUUUCGACCAAAUCAACUACAAGUAAUUAAUGCAGCUUUAUUAGGCAAUGAUACAUUUGUUUUAAUGCCUACCGGUGGUGGGAAAAGCUUAUGCUAUCAAUUACCAGCAAUCUUAACGCCUGGCGUUACAAUUGUUAUAUCACCAUUAAAAUCAUUGAUAUUAGAUCAAGUGAAUAAAUUAGAAGCUUUAGAUAUACCGGCUUCUCAACUGUCUGGAAACAUAAACGAGCAACAAGAAAAUUCGAUUUAUACAGGAUUAUGUUUGACCGAACCCGCAUUUAAAUUAUUAUAUGUUACACCAGAAAAAUUGAUUGCUUCCAGAAAAUGUCAAGAUAUAUUAAAAGCAUUAUAUAAAAGAGGAAAAUUAUCACGUUUUGUAAUUGAUGAAGCACAUUGUGUAUCACAAUGGGGUCAUGAUUUUCGACCUGAUUAUAAAAGAUUAAGUAUACUACGUAAUGAGUAUCCAGGUGUACCAACAAUGGCAUUAACUGCUACAGCAACCCCUCGUGUACGUUUAGAUAUUCUACAUCAAUUAAAAAUGACGAACUGUAAGUGGUUUUUAUGCAGUUUUAAUCGGCCGAAUUUACAAUAUUCUGUCGUACCAAAAGUAGGUAAAGCUACUGUUAGUGAAAUUGCACGCUUAAUAAAAACAAAAUUUUCUAAAGGAUCUGGUAUUAUUUACUGUUUAUCACGUAAUGAUUGCGAGGAUGUUGCACAUCAAUUAACAAAAGAAGGUAUACGUUCACUACCAUAUCAUGCAGGUUUAACAGAUCCACGACGGGAACAAGUUCAACACAUGUGGGUGGACGAUAAAGUACGUGUUGUAUGUGCAACAAUUGCUUUUGGAAUGGGUAUCGAUAAACCUGAUGUACGAUUUGUAAUACAUCAUUCAAUACCAAAAAGUAUUGAAGGUUAUUAUCAAGAAGCUGGACGAGCAGGACGUGAUGGUGAUCCUGCUCAAUGUAUAUUAUUUUUUUCAUUUGGUGAUGUGCAACGAUUAAAAAAAAUAAUCUGUGCAGAUAAGAGUGUACAAGGGGCGACUUACGAUCAACAUAUGGAUAAUUUAAAUCGAAUGAUACAAUAUUGUGAAAAUAAAACUGAUUGUCGUCGAACGCAACAAUUAAAUUAUUUUGGUGAAAAUUUUAAUCGAGAGAUAUGUAUUGCAGACAAAGAAACAACCUGCGAUAAUUGUUCAAAUAAUAAUUUAUAUAAAUUAAUUGAUGUAACCGAUACAUGUAAAUCACUGGUGAAAUGUGUGAACGAUUUAUGUAAAAAUAGAAACUUUACGGCGUUACAUAUUGCUGAUGUUUAUAAAGGGGCUGCGAUUAAAAAAAUUAUUGAUAAUAAUCAUAAUAAACAUCCAGCAUUUGGUGAAGGGAAACAAUGGGAUAAAAGUGAUAUUAUACGUUUACUCCAAAAAUUAAUAUUAGAAGGUAUUUUAAAAGAGGAAUUAGUUGUUUUUCGUGAUGUACAAACUGUAUCAUAUAUUAAAAUUGGACCAAAUGUUGCUAAACUUAUGAACAAUAGUCUUAAAAUCAUGUUUCCAAUCAAACAAUCAACAAAGAAGGCAACAGCAAAAGAUAAGAAAACAGCAGCGGUCAAUACUACAAAUAAUAAUGAAACAACUGAGAAAUUACGUGAAAUUUCAGAAAAAUGUUAUGAAGAACUUUUAGAAAGUUGUAGACAAAUGUCACAUGCAAAGAAUGUCACACUUGCUGCUGUUAUGAAUAUACAAGCGCUACGUGCAAUGGCGGCUAAAUUACCGGAUACCGUCGAAGAAAUGUUAACUUUGCCACAUGUGACAAAAGCUAAUUUUGAAAAGUAUGGACAUGAAUUGUUGGAGAUUACCAUGAAAUACUCUAUAGAAAAGUGUAGUUUAUUAAGAGAACUGAAAGAAAAGCAACAAACAAUAACUGCUACACGUAACGAUGAUAAUGAUUAUACUGACUGGGAUUACGAAGCUAGUACUGCGACAAGUUCUAGUAAUAGUUUUAAAGGAGGUACCAAACGUAAGGCAACUGGAAAAAGUUGGGGAAAUACAUCUAAACGAUUUAAAAGACGUGUCAAAUCUAAAUCAAGCCCGAAAUAUAAAAAGAAAGGUACUAGUAAGACAACUGCUAAGACUACCUCUAAAACUAGUUUUAAGACGAAUUCUAGUUUAGGCUUUAUGUCAAUGCCAACUGGAAGAAAAGCGAAAUAAAUAUUUUAAAAAUACUAAUAAUAGAAUAAUUAAUUCUCGAAAUGGCGA
Chrysoperla carnea is the source of this 3009-nucleotide messenger RNA. It is a transcript of the gene Blm, whose product is annotated as Bloom syndrome protein homolog. The transcript has 5 exons. Gene Ontology annotation, molecular function: 3'-5' DNA helicase activity; ATP binding; four-way junction helicase activity. Lineage: Eukaryota; Metazoa; Arthropoda; Insecta; Neuroptera; Chrysopidae. The record is from RefSeq and is a predicted model, not a curated record. Gene Ontology annotation, biological process: double-strand break repair via homologous recombination; DNA replication. Gene Ontology annotation, cellular component: nucleus; chromosome; cytoplasm. The coding region runs from base 286 to 2961 and encodes 891 amino acids.